This is a messenger RNA of Cuscuta epithymum, 937 nucleotides long. Lineage: Eukaryota; Viridiplantae; Streptophyta; Magnoliopsida; Solanales; Convolvulaceae. The record is from the annotation of a GenBank genome assembly.
AGUGGAUUGUUUGGCUUUAGCAUCAUCUUGAAUCAUUUCAAUUAUGGUAAAAGAAAUUAUUAUGAAAAGCCAUAACUGAACAAUAUUACUUGUUACCGCAUCCUUGGCGGCCUUGUGAUGAACAUUAACCACAAAAAUCAUAUGGAGUAACAUAUUUCACUCCCAACUUACUUUAAAAUCCCUCCAGUUUUUUUUUCAUUACUUUAUAAUCCAAAUAUUAAUUCUUGUCACCGAGAUAGAGAAUUAAAUAGAAAAAUAUGGGUGACCAGAAACAAUUGGUGGUGUUCGCCUUAGACGACAGUGAUCAUAGCUUCUACGCCCUGGAGUGGACCCUUGACCACCUGAUCAUUCCCACGGCUUCCGAUUUUAAGCUGCUCAUUAUCCACGCAAGGACUAGUCCCACCGGCGUCAUUGGACUCGCAGGUCCAGGAGCAAGUGAUGUGGUAGAAGCGGUGGAGAGUGAUGUGAAGAGGACAGCCACAAAAGUAAUGGAGAAAGCCAAAGAAGUAUGCAGCAAUAAAGGAGUGAAGGAGGUGGAAUUCCAAGUUCAAGAUGGUGAUGCCAGGAAUGUCGCAUGUGAUGUUGUUGACAAGCACCAUGCAACUCUCUUGGUCUUGGGUAGCCAUGGCUAUGGAACUUUCAAAAGGGCGGUUCUUGGGAGUGUGAGUGACUACUGCUCUCACCAUGCCAACUGUUCUGUAAUGAUCGUGAAGAAACCAAAAUGCUCAAAGCUCCACGCCGUUAAUUAGACUUUUCUAGUAAAUAAUUAGGCAAAUUGCACAUGUCACUACUUAAUUAGCUACUAGGGACGCACUGGGGGAGGGGGCAAAUUCAGCUCUUCCGUUUCUAGGUGUGUCAAUUUAAAGUAAGAAGAUUAUUAUUGGACGAAUGCAGUUCUCUAUAAUUAUUAAACUUUUGAUGUAGUAAUGCUCAUGCA